CUUUCCUCCUUAUCCCCCAUUACUAUUAUUUCCUCUUUUGUCAACCCCUCCCCCUUUUUACAAUCUCAUUCGUUUCUUGAUUUCUUUUUUUUAGGGGGCCCCAUCUGCCUUUCCAGGGGCGCAGCAGGCGCGGCGGGCGCCCCUCACCCCGCGUCACGCACGCAUUUUCUGCAACCCAACAGCUCCGGGCCCCGCUGCACCCCACAGGCCCUUCCCCCUUGGAGAAGACCCUCCUCAGGAGCCCCUGGCCUGCUGCACCCCCUUUUCUUUCCCACUCCGUCCUCCCGGGCCUCAACUGCCCCCCUCGCAGCCCCCCAGCUCGCGUCGCGGGCCCUACCCGACCUCCCCACCUUCUGCAUCUGGGCCUUGCAUUCGCUAGCCCCUUCCAGGCCCCUUCUGCUCAAAAUCCCCCUUCCUCCUCCAUAGUCCCACUUUGGGGCACCCAGAUUUGUCCCUUUUUAGGAUCUUCCAGCAAAACUCCAAAUCUCUCCUCCCUUCCUUGACGUGCCCCUCCCCCUCCUUUAAGAAACUUCCUUUAGCGCAAAAAAAGAAAACAAAAUUAACCCAGUUUUUUUUAUCCAUUCAGGAUCACUUUCCAGCAAAAUUUUUUUCUUCACACCUAGAGUGCCCCUUUUUGGAAUAUCUUUUCGCUUAGAACAAACCAACUAAUUCCUUCCAGUUUCUCUCUCGUCUAAUACUUAUAUUUCCAGUCUUCCUCACCUACCCCCAACUUUCCAGCAAAUAUCCUUAUUUUAUCACCAAUUCUGCCCUAAUUAAGUUUCUCCCGGGCAAAAGAAAUUGGGAGUGUCCUGCAUUUACCACUCAGCGUUCCAGGAGGACAUAUCCAAUGGUCUGCUUGUCACCUGAACCCCCUCCCUGUGGGGCCUAAACUGGGUCCUCCUGUUCCCUGGAGAUUCACUAACUUGCUCUUCUGAUGGAGUCUGGCUUUGUCACCAGGCUGGAGUGCAGUGGCAUGAUCUUGGCUCACUGCAACCUCCGCCUCCCGGGUUCAAGCAAUUCUUCUGCCUCAGCCUCCUGAGUAGCUGGGACUACAGGAAUUAGUUGCCAUCAAGGGCUCUCUCCUCCCUGUCUCUUUACAUGGUUCUGCUUAUCCGGAGAGUAGCUCUUGGCUAAGACCUGGCAGUGGAGAGCCAUGGACCAGUACAGCCUUGGAGACGAGGGUGCCCUCCCAUCAGAAAUGCACCUCCCUUCAUUUUCAGAGAGCCAAGGGCUCAACUGCAGCAACACCCUCAACCGGGAUUUGGGUCCCAACACGCGAGACUUUCUUUAUGCUGGCUUCAGUGGUCUGGACCCGGACCCCAGCCUCCCAACGCCUGACAUGUCCAGCGAGGUGCUGGAGGACAACUUAGACACCCUGUCCCUGUACUCCGGGAAGGACAGUGAUUCUGUGAAGCUGCUGGAGGAGCAUGCAGAUUCGGAGUCUCAGGCAUCCUUACAAGACCUGGGGCUAGGUGUGCUUAAGGCUAAAGAGGCUGACGGAGGAGGAAGGGCCACCUCGGGGAGUGCCAGGAAAGGAAAGCGGCAGCACAAUUCCCCUCAAAACCCACUUCUGGACUGCAGCCUGUGUGGGAAGGUGUUCAGCAGCGCCAGUUCUCUGAGCAAGCACUACCUGACACACAGCCAGGAAAGGAAGCACGUCUGCAAAAUCUGCAGCAAGGCCUUUAAGCGCCAGGACCACCUGACCGGGCACAUGCUCACCCACCAGAAGACAAAGCCCUUCGUGUGCAUCGAGCAGGGCUGCAGCAAGAGCUACUGCGACUACCGCUCUCUGCGCCGGCACUACGAGGUCCAGCACGGCCUGUGCAUCCUGAAGGAAGCCCCCCCGGAGGAAGAGGCCUGCGGGGACUCCCCCCACGCCCACGAGUCGGCCGGCCAGCCGCCCCCCAGCAGCCUGCGGUCCCUGGUGCCCCCAGGGGCCAGGUCCCCCGGCUCCCUCCUGCCCCACCGGGACCUCCUGCGCCGCAUCGUGAGUAGCAUCGUCCACCAGAAGACCCCUUCUCCUGGCCCAGCCCCGGCGGGGGCUUUAGACAGCGAAGGGAGGAACACUGCCUGUCCCUGCCCCGCCUCAUCGGGGUCCUUGUCCUGCACCCCAGCCGGCCCCCCCGCGGAGCUUCCCGAGGAGCCUCGCCUCCCACACAAAGAGCCGGCCACUGAUGUGUUCACAGCCCCUAAUUCCAGGGCCGCCGAGAACGGCGCCCCCGACCCGUCAGAACCGGAGCCAGAUACCGCGCUGCUCCAGGCCCGGUCCACCGCGGAGUACUGGCCCGAAGGCGGCUCCGUGCCUGCCUGCCUGCCUCUCUUCCGAGGCCAGACGGUCCCUGCCAGUUCCCAGCCGUCAAGUCACAGCUUCCAGUGGCUCCGGAACCUGCCGGGCUGCCCCAAAAGCAAAGGCAACAACGUGUUUGUUGUCCACAAGCCCUCGGCUGUGCCCUCGCGGGAGGGCUCCGAGUCUGGCCCGGGACCCAGCAGCGCAAGCCCCUCGGAGGAGUCCCCGCCCGGCCCCGGCGGCGGCCUGGAGGACGCGCUGCCCUUCCCUCCCGCGCUCCUCAGGGUCCCCGGGGAGGCCCCGAGCGACCCCAGGUCGGCCAGCGGAGAAGAUGACCCCUGCGCCCCCAAGAAGGUCAAGCGCGACUGCGACUCCUUCUUGUGCCAGAACCCCGGGGAUCCCGGCCUCCAGGAGGCCCAGAAGCCAGGGGGGCUCCCUGUGGAUGCCUCGCCGCUCUUCCGCCAGCUCUUCCUCAAGUCGCAGGAGCCUCUUGUGAGCCACGAGCAGAUGCAGGUGUUCCAGAUGAUCACCAAGUCCCAGCGGAUCUUCUCCCACGCCCAGGUGGCAGCAGCCUCCUCCCAGCUCCCUGCGCCCGAGGGCAAGUCAGCCGCCCUGAGGCCGCUGCAGGGGUCGUGGCCGCAGCAGCCCCCGCCACUGGCUCCUGCUGUGGACUGUCUCCACGCCGGCCCUGGAAACCCCGAGGCAGAGGGCUCCCCAGCCCGCAGAAGAAAAACCACACCCAGGGUUCCCAGAGAGGCCUCCCCCGGCAACACGAGACGAGACGCAAAGGGGGGACUGAAAGAGGCCGCGGUUCCAACACCCCUUGCAGCGCCGUCUCUGGACCCUUCCAGGAAUCCAGACAUCUCUUCUCUGGCCAAGCAGUUGCGAUCCUCUAAAGGAACCUUGGACCUGGGGGACAUCUUCCCCUCCACAGGCCAACGACAGACCCAGUUAGUUGGGGAGGAGCCACCGGGAGCUUCGCUGCCCGGGAAGCAGGCCCCAGCCGAGAAUGGCGCGGCUUCAAGGACCACGAAAGGUGAAAAGGCCCCAGCCUGCUCCCGGGGUGGAGGUUACCGGCUCUUGGGCAACCCCAGGACCCCGCGAUUCUCCGGCUUCCGGAAAGAGAAGGUGAAGAUGGAUAUGUGCUGUGCGGCUUCUCCGAGCCAGGUAGCCAUGGCCUCCUUCUCAUCGGCCGGGCCCCCGGCAGAUCUCUCCAAGUCCAAGCUGACAAUAUUCAGCAGAAUCCAGGGUGGAAACAUCUACAGGCUCCCGCAUCCGGUGAAGGAAGAGAACGUGGCAGGCGGACGUAACCAGCAAAACGGCAGUCCCACAGACUGGACGGAGCCCAGGAGCACUUUUGUCUGCAAGAACUGCAACCAGAUGUUUUACACGGAGAAAGGGCUGAGCAGCCACAUGUGUUUUCACAGCGACCAGUGGCCGUCACCUCGAGGGAAGCAGGAACCGCAGGUGUUUGGCACAGAGUUUUGCAAGCCGCUAAAACAGGUGCUGAGGCCAGAAGGGGACAGGCAUAGUCCCCCAGGAGCCAAGAAGCCCUUGGACCCCACAGCUGCAGCCCCUUUGGUGGUCCCCCAGUCGAUCCCCGUGGUUCCAGUGACCCGACACAUAGGGAGCAUGGCCAUGGGACAAGAGAAAGACGGGGAGGAGCGAGACAGCAAGGAGAGCAGCCAGCAGAGAAAGCGGAAGAAGCGGCCCCCACCCAAGGGGCUGUUCAUCCCUCCUCCACCCUCCACGGCUGGGGAGCCCGGCCCUGCAGGAUGCCACCAGAGCCGCCUGCAGUCGCCCAUGUUCCUGGUGGACUGCCUCCUGAAGGGCUUAUUCCAGUGCUCCCCCUACACACCGCCCCCAAUGCUCAGCCCCAUCCGGGAGGGCUCUGGGGUGUACUUCAACACCCUUUGUUCCACGUCCACUCAGGCCAGCCCUGACCAGCUCAUCAGCUCCAUGCUCGAUCAAGUGGAUGGGUCUUUUGGCAUUUGUGUGGUGAAGGAUGACACCAAGAUCAGCAUUGAGCCACAUAUCAAUAUAGGAAGCCGGUUUCAGGCAGAGAUCCCGGAACUCCAGGAGAGAUCCCUGGCUGGAACUGACGAGCAUGUAGCUUCUCUGGUCUGGAAGCCAUGGGGAGAUAUGAUGAUCAACCCAGAGACACAGGAUAGAGUGACCGAGCUCUGCAACGUGGCGUGCUCCAGCGUGAUGCCAGGAGGGGGCACCAACCUGGAGCUCGCUCUGCACUGCCUGCACGAGGCUCAGGGCAACGUUCAGGUCGCCCUGGAGACUCUCCUGCUCCGAGGGCCCCACAAGCCACGGACACACCUGCUUGCUGACUAUCGCUACACAGGUUCAGACGUCUGGACCCCUAUAGAGAGGAGGCUUUUUAAGAAGGCGUUCUAUGCCCACAAGAAGGACUUCUACUUGAUACACAAGACGAUCCAAACAAAGACGGUAGCUCAGUGCGUUGAGUAUUAUUACAUCUGGAAAAAAAUGAUCAAGUUUGACUGUGGCCGAGCCCCAGGGCUAGAAAAGAGAGUCAGGAGAGAGCCGGAGGAGGUGGAAAGGACAGAGGAAAAGGUCCCAUACAGCCCUCGGGAGAGACCCAGCCACCAUCCAACUCCCGAGUUAAAGACCAAGAGUUAUAGGAGGGAGUCCAUCCUCAGCUGCAGCCCAAAUGCCGGCCCUAAGCGGACCCCCGAGCUGUCUGGAAGCGCGGAAAGCCAGGGCAUUUUUCCAUGCAGAGAGUGUGAAAGGGUGUUUGACAAGAUCAAGAGUCGAAAUGCCCACAUGAAGCGGCACCGCCUUCAGGACCACGUGGAGCCCAUCAUCAGGGUGAAGUGGCCGGUGAAGCCCUUCCAGCUGAAGGAAGAGGAGCUGGGAGCUGACAUCGGCCCCCUGCAGUGGUGACUCCCGUGGCAGCAAGUCCGAAUGGGGCCUCCAGUGCUGCCCCUCCUCCCUUCGGCCUCUCCAGGGUGUUUGGGCACCCCUCUGCCUCCCCCCACCCUCCCUGUCCCCCGUUGGCCAACCUGCCUGCAAACAUGGCGGGCAUUUGGCCACAGAUAGGCAGGAGGAGCUCAGUUGUCGGACAGCUAUGCAGUCCCUGUCUGGUGGCGCUGGAGGCUCCACUCUCCUUAGAUUCAUAGUCUCUCCCCUUCUUUCCCUUCCAGUUCUAGAGCAGGGAGGCUUGGGGAGGGGAAAAGUUAGCUCUGGGUAGCUCUUAAAUCUUAGCCUCAGUUGUGGGGUUUGGUUUCAUGUGUUAGAUAAGGCCAAGACGUAGAGAAUCAGUGGGAAAAAACCUUGAGAUCUCUAACAUGCUGGGCCCCUCCCCGGGGCAGGGACUCUACCUUCCAAAUUCAGUCCCUAGUCUUGCGAUGAAUUCUGCAUUGUUCGGUGUUUUUUGUACGUGUCAACUCGUAAAUCUGAUUAAAUUGAGUUCUUGA
This is a messenger RNA of Symphalangus syndactylus (siamang), 5733 nucleotides long. It is a transcript of the gene ZNF541, whose product is annotated as zinc finger protein 541. Lineage: Eukaryota; Metazoa; Chordata; Mammalia; Primates; Hylobatidae. The record is from RefSeq and is a predicted model, not a curated record. Gene Ontology annotation, biological process: negative regulation of DNA-templated transcription; regulation of transcription by RNA polymerase II. Gene Ontology annotation, molecular function: transcription corepressor activity. Gene Ontology annotation, cellular component: transcription regulator complex; histone deacetylase complex.